Chenopodium quinoa (quinoa) is the source of this 2647-nucleotide messenger RNA. Its product is annotated as NAC domain-containing protein 71-like. The coding region runs from base 1024 to 2082 and encodes 352 amino acids. Gene Ontology annotation, biological process: regulation of DNA-templated transcription. The transcript is spliced from 4 exons. Gene Ontology annotation, molecular function: DNA binding. The record is from RefSeq and is a predicted model, not a curated record. NCBI's taxonomy places the organism in Eukaryota, Viridiplantae, Streptophyta, Magnoliopsida, Caryophyllales, Amaranthaceae.
GCUUUUGUAUUAGUAGUCAGCUGGACACUCUCUAAUUAGCUUGUCAAUAUACAGGUGGAUGGAGAUCGAAUAGAAAAUUUGGACGUACUUAGUAUCUUUACCCGGGUUUAAAUUCCUCACUCUUCUAGCCCAUUUACUCGAACCAAAUUAACUAGUGAGGGAUAAUGACUCAGUAUAGUUGGGUCUUUUUUUUUUUGUGACAAGAGUAUAGUUGGGUCUUCUCCUUUCUUAAAUAAGGAGUAAGAAUAACAUUAAUAAUUACUUUUAAUGGAUCGUUUACUACGUACGUAUGUAAUAAUAAUUUUCAUUUUACAAUAACCGAUGUCACAAAUACUAUGUAAUGCAAUUGUAUAUCCUAAUUAAGAAACUAAAGCAUCUACUUCUGAUAUUUUCACUAAGAGAAGGGGGCCAUAUGAUAUAAAAAGUACACCAAAAUUGGAGCCUACAAUCUUGUUGGAUUGAUCAUGUUUUAUCCAUACUAUCUUUAUUGAUCACACCCCUUUUAGAUUAUAUCUCACUUAGAGUUUUGUCUUGGCUUGUACACCUCUCUCUUUCUCACACUCUCUCUCAUCUUUCUUAAUUCAUAUCAAGUGGUUGUCAUAGCAUUCUUUUCACUUUGGAACCCAAACAUUUUGGUAUUUACAUUAGAUGGGAAAAGGGAAAAAAAUAAAUAAAAAUAAAGCAAAGGGCAAAGGCCGCAAAAGCAAAUAUAAAAAACGUUAUAAAUAUAAACUAUAGUAACAAAGUAUGUAAUUUAUAAUCUCAAAAAUAUAGCACAUCAACUUUAGUUUACGAUCCCAACAGUAGGUUCUAUAUAUUUCAGUUCCAAUAAGGUACAAGCUUGUCUUCUCUUUGUUCUCUCUUCUUCAUUCUCUUCUACUUUGGCCCCCCACUUUCCUUUCCCUAAAACGGAUUUAUCACAUACUAUUAGCUUAGCUUCUUAGUCACUACUUUUUUUCUUCUUCAUCAACCUCAGCUCUUUUAAUAUCCUCUCUUUCGAAUUCAUACACUCUCGCUUCUCCUAUGGCGCCAGUGAGUCUACCACCGGGUUUUCGAUUUCACCCUACUGAUGAAGAGUUGGUUGCUUAUUAUCUUGAUAGGAAGAUCACUGGUCGUAAGAUUGACCUAGAGAUUAUUCCUGAAAUCGAUCUUUACAAGUGCGAGCCUUGGGAUUUACCUGAUAAGUCAUUUUUGCCCGGAAAGGACUUGGAGUGGUACUUCUUCAGCCCAAGGGACAGGAAGUAUCCAAACGGAUCAAGGACAAACCGAGCAACGAGGGCAGGCUAUUGGAAGGCAACGGGGAAGGAUAGACCGGUGCACUCGCAGAAGACGGCAGUAGGGAUGAAGAAGACGUUGGUGUAUUACAAAGGGAGAGCUCCCCACGGGCUUAGGACUAAUUGGGUUAUGCACGAAUAUCGCCUUCUUGAGUCUCUUUCUGGCUCUACUCCCUCCCUUAAGGAAUCAUAUGCAUUAUGCCGUGUUUUCAAGAAAACAAUUCAAAACAAUCCAAGGACCAAAGAAGUAGGAGACGUUUUUAUCCCAGAUAAUGAAUGCAUAGACGAAGAUGUACAAGGGGAUGAUCAUACAAGAGGCAUUGAGAUUACUCGACGAAUUAGGGAAGCAAAUCAAAAUCAAGAUCACUUGUCAAGACAUAAUAACAAUGACGGAUUUAAUAAGUUUCCUUCAGAGGCAUCUUCAGAGCUCACUAAUCAAGAAGGUACACCAACAGGAAGUGCCCUAAGUACGGACCAAGAUGUACAAGCCCCUUUAUUUGCCGCAGAUGAAGCUAAUAGUUCCGCACAUUUCUACCCGUUUGCCUUUGAUUACUCAUCAAAUCUUUACCAGGAUAUGCAAAUGGCAAAUAAUUACUUCAAUUUACCGCCAUUGGCGAUAGAUGAUUUCCCACAAAUGAAUAUAUCAGAGACGACAAUGUCAUUGAAGCCAAUAGACCAUCAUCAAGAAAUGAGCAACUUGGGGUGUGACAAAUUCAAGGAUUAUAUGAAAGGAGCAAUUAUGUUUGAAGACAUAUUUGAUCUUUGCUCAACUCAAGGCACUUCCAUAAAUCUGCCUCUAGAAGAUUGAUCAAAGAAGCUAAGCUUCAAACUUACUACUACUAUACUACAUACUAGUAUAUCAUAUGAUAUAAUACCCAUAAGAUUAUCUCUAACUUAAAAAUUCAAUUUUACUAAUCAUAAAAACAACCCAAAAAAAAGAAAAAGGUGGAUUAUUUUUGUUAUCCACACAGGUUGGUGGGGUUCAUAUAUACUUGUUGCCCAGAGAAAAGAGAUGCAGGGCAUUUUUUUUUUUUUUUUUCCUUUUUUUUUCUUUUUUUUUUUUUUUAUGGCAUAAGAAAGCUCUUAGGCAAUGCUCCCAUAGAGCCCAUUAGACCAAGAGCUAAAUCACAGGUAUACUUUGUAGGUGAUCACCAUUUUCAUUUGCUCGAACGAGAUGGCUAGCUAGGGCAAGGCAUACUCAAUACAUGUCUGUAACAUUUUUCUUUUUUAACAAACUUAAGUUGUAAUAUUAUUUUGUUUCUUACUCUAAUGUCAUUUGUGAAACAUUGGUUUUAUUUAAUUAAUUGUAAUACUUUGGGGUCAAUUUGGAAAUGGAGGCAAAUUAGAUGGUUUUGCAAGAUUUUCAAUCUAUG